AUGGUAUGGGCUGAGGAUAGAGAGCACCGGGCAGAGGUGCUAAGAAGAUUGGGGCUAGACAUAGGUUCUACGCACUCCUAUGUAGCUAGUUCUAUUUCUGAAAACCUGGGGAUUUCAAUUGAGAGCACUUCUAGUGAGGUUAUUGUACUAAGUCCAUUGGGACAGUCUAUUCGGGUUGGUAAAAUUUAUAGAAAUAUUCCGUUAGGAGUACAAGGGGCUGAAUUUCUGGCAAAUCUGAUAGAGCUUCCGAUUGGGGAGUUUGACUUAAUUCUGGAUAUGGAUUAUGACUCUUGUAUAGGGGAUAUCAGAAUAAUGAGGGAUUUUCUAGAUGUUUUCCCUAAGGAGUUAUCGAGUUUACUUCCGAAUCAGGAAGUUGAGUUCAGUAUUGAGCUUCUGUCAAGUACAGCUCCGGUGUUCAUCGCUCCCUACCGAAUGGCACUGAAGGAGCUUAUAGAGCUUAAGGCUUAA
Messenger RNA from Gossypium arboreum, 468 nucleotides. RefSeq lists its product as uncharacterized. The record is from RefSeq and is a predicted model, not a curated record. The coding region runs from base 1 to 468 and encodes 155 amino acids. The transcript is spliced from 3 exons. NCBI's taxonomy places the organism in Eukaryota, Viridiplantae, Streptophyta, Magnoliopsida, Malvales, Malvaceae.